AUGGAGCCCCUUAACGAAGCAAACGGCUACAGCAGCAAGAACGCCUUCAAGGGGAGGCUGGUGUUCGGAGUGUACGGGAAGGAGUCUCCAAAGGCGGCCGAGAACUUCUUGCGCUACGUGCGGGCGGAUCGAUCGAACGGGGAGCCCUCUUACGCGUCGGGGCAGCUAACCAAGAUGGAGCCUGGCGUCUUCCUAGAGGGCGGAAAGAUUGCCGGUCUUAAUAUCAUCAACAUCGGGGGGCAAGAAGAGCUGGAGUACGGGGGGGAAGUCGUAGCCCCCCUCCCCUCCCUGCUGGAGGCGUCCUCGGGAGACCGGCCCCACGACCGGCGGGGUUUGCUAACGAGGGACAGGCUCUCGCGGGGGCCGGAGUUCGGGGUAACUCUGGGGGCGGCCCCGUCAUUGGACGGCAGCCACGAGGUCUUCGGCAGGCUGCUGCAGGGAGAAGAUGUGCUGGCGAGGCUAGAGAAAGUCCCGGUGUACGGCGGCCAAAGCAGACUAGAGGAGGGAAGUUUAGCGUCCGACGCGUUCAAGGCUCAAAACCGCGCCUUGGUGUAUAUUGGGAAGAACGUUUUCAGAGACGAACGUGCGGUGGACCGCACUGGCUCUCUUAUGCGAAGAGUGGACAUCCUCAGUUGCGGGAUGUUGUGA
Ectocarpus siliculosus is the source of this 648-nucleotide messenger RNA. The record is from the annotation of a GenBank genome assembly. NCBI's taxonomy places the organism in Eukaryota, Phaeophyceae, Ectocarpales, Ectocarpaceae.